AUGCCGCCGGCCACGCCGGGCGUGGAGAUGCUGCGGGCGGAAGAGUUGGAGAUGAACUUGUCCCGACCUUUGCGCUACGUGGAGGAUCGCUGCCUUGCCGACCGUGUUGGAUUGGCCUUCCGGGAGGGGCGGCCGUUGAUCCUCCAAAGCGAGGCCAAGCCGUGGAAGAUGAACCUCUUCUCGGCGCUCACGGACGCCACCAGCUUUCUCGUCGCCGCCAGGUACUACAUGAAGCUGGACGCGGAAACGAAGCGCGAGUUCUUUCGGCCCGUCUCCGCGCAGCUCUCGAGCGCGAGCGGGUCCGUGCUGGAACCAGAAGUGGUGGAGCUCCCGGGCAAGGAGUGCGUGCACAUCUCCAAAGCGAUGGUGGAUGCACCCAGCGCCCGCCCGGGCGCCGAUUGCGCCGCGCGCGCGGCCUUCCGCGGCUUUGAGCGGCUGGCCCGAGCAGUGCUCAUGGCCCUACAAGCGAGCGAGCCCGGCUUUCAGCCGCUGCCGCAGGCGCAGCGACUCGGAUAUGCGAUCGACAUGUUCUCCGGAGGGGCUGGCACCUAUCGAGACCGGCUGAAGCCCUUGAUCGACGCAUCGGACCAGCACGUGCUGAGCAUCUUUUCCUACUCCGGCGACGCCUGCGGAGAUCACGUGGACCGGGGUCUACUGACCCUGGUGACGAACCAGGAUGGUGCCCUGCAGAUUUUCCAGCAUGGCGCUUGGGUGCAGGUCCCUGCCACGGAGGGGCUGGUGGUUUUCGCGGGAAAGACGCUGGAACUGCUCACGCGGGGUGCGUACCGCGCCGUGGUGCACCGCUUGGCGCCGGGCCGCGCCGCUGGGCGCACGAGCCUGGCGUUCAAGUUGCGGGCGCCCACUGGAGCGGUCGUGGAGCUGGACGGUGAACGGAGUACCCUGGGAGAGCUGUUUGAGAAGCACCUGGAUCGCCCGGGCUUGUCCAUCAACCAACCCAACCACCGAGCCGCACUCCAGCGCCCACUGCGCAUGCCUGCGGCGGACCCGGGCGCCAGCAGAGCAGCGCCUGACACAGCGGACGCCGCGGCCAGUGCGUGCACGGGCGACGCGAAAGCGACGCAGUUGGGGCUGGGAGUGUGCACAAAGCUUGCGUAUCACUCACAGGUCAUCACGGUACCGAUCUUCCACUCCCUGGAGCUCCAGAGCUUCUUGCGCUCCCGCGCGACGUGCCGCGACUGGCAUCGGGAUUCCACCUCCUGUGAGUGCUGUUGGGUUCGCUUCUGCCUCACCCUGGGCAUUCCCUGGUUGCAGAGGCAGCUGGAUUGGCCCUUAUAUUUGAGCGAUUGGCAGAAGAAGUUCUACAUCUGGAGGCAUCAGAAGCCCAUCCGCGCGGUUCCGCUGCGAACCCCCUUUACCAUGUCCGUGGGCCCCUCGCCGGCCGUGUGCCGAACGAUGCGCCUGUCGGCGGCCAUCGAGAAAUGGGGCUUGACCGGGUUCUCAGAGAUUAAGUUCUACCGUCCGGAGGAGGGGCGAAGCCCGGUGAACUUGGAAUGCUUGGGCAUUUGGGAUGGCGCCCUGCUGCGGCAGAGAUAUCAGGAAGAUGACCUGGACCGGGUGGACUUCGAACGGCAUGGGGGUACUGCUUGGGACCCCUUCCUGGGGGAGUUCCAGUUGACGGACCACAUCAACUUCCACAUUGUGAUGCUCGCAGGUCGCGGCGGCGUUUUUCUGCCAAACCAUUUGUGCCGUGCAGAGGGCUUGGUCGAUGCGCCAGAGAAGCGACGAAUGGCUCACCCAACGGCCGAGGGCAGAAAAUGGGACGGCACCGGGCGCCGCCCCAGCGCCGCCCCAGCGGCGCAGAUGGCCGAGAGUGAGCCGUCCCGGCCGCGACGCUUCACGUUCUCCGAGGGCCCUGAGGCGCCCGGUGCCUCUCCGAGCGCCAGCGCGCCGUCCACGGUGCCGGUGCCGCGGGUGGUGCCGCCGAGCCUGUCGCCGAGCACCUCCUCGGGCGCCGUGCCGCGGUUAGGAGGUUUUAGCAGCACCCCGCCGACGCCCGUCAGACCGCAGCAUGUGCCCCCGGUGCAUCAUUCUCAAUGGUCAUCGCAGCAACAGCCACAGCAGCAGAGUUCCUGGGGCGGCUGGGGCGGUGAUGGCUGGGGAGGUGAUUGGGGCUGGGAGGAUUCUCCCUGCGCUGCAGCUGCUGCCAUGUGGGCGGCCUGGGGCAAGGGAGGCGGUGGCUUUGGAGGUCCUCCAAGCUGCGACGGGGGCGUGAACAUGAUGAUCGGCACUGUGAAGAGCUACAGUGCCGUGAAGGGCUUCGGGUUCAUGAUCCAUCCGGACAUUUCGCAGGACAUUUGGUUUGCAAAGGAAACCGUGGCCGCGGAAUACAGGACCUCGGAUCUCGCGGGCACCACGAUGAGCUUCGAGAUCUUCCGGGCGCCGGACGGCAAGCCGCAGGCCCGAAAUCUGCGGCCUGCGCCUGCCGGUGUCGGCAUGCCCCCACCUCCGGUGAACCCCAAUCAGCACAUGCCAGCGGGCUUCCCGACGCCUGUGCCGGGGCUGGUCCGCCCGGGCUUCCCGCAUCCUCUGCUGCGGCCGGGCUUUCCCAACCCCCUCCUUCGGCCAGCAGUGCCUGGUAUGGCGGUGCCGAGUCAGCCCAAACGACGGGCGUGGUCGCCACACGCCGGUUCGCGGGCGAUUGCGACGGCCUCAAUGGACGAGGAGGUGCGUGACCGCGAAGCACCGUUGGAGCCGGAAGCAACGCGUUGGAAGCUGGGUAGCCACAGGGCGCAGGAGAAGGUGUUUGAACAUGUUCGGACGUAUGCUGGAGGUGUGGGUCAAGUGCCCAGCAGUGAUGGAUUAGCUCAGCUAGCACCGCUCUUCCCGGCCACGGGCGUCGCGGCGCCGUGCCAUGUCCGGCGCGGACGACGCGUCGUCCGACGCGUCGUCCGACGAGUCGUCCGCGCCGACGAAGCGGCAACGCCUGGAGGCGGCUGGGUGGCGGGUGCCGGUGGAAGGAGGAACCGUAGAGGAACCAAGGUACCCGGAGCACUCUCCACUCUCUUUGGUGACCGCGUGGAGGACCCGAUGGCCCAUGGCGGGCGCCGGCGCCGGGUGGCACAUGUGGAGGGGAACUACGCAACGUUGGUCUUUCUGCCAGUGCGGCCUACGCGCCCCUGGCGUGCCACCGCAGUGGCCGCACGCGAGCUUUUGCUCCGCCUGGGCGCGCGAGAGGCGGAGCUGGUAGCGGAGGAUGGCGCAGGCGCGGUGCUGCAGUGGCGUGGUGGCGCUUGUGGGAAGCAGGAGAGGCUAAAGAGAUUGGUUUUCAGAGUUUAA
This is a messenger RNA of Durusdinium trenchii, 3297 nucleotides long. NCBI's taxonomy places the organism in Eukaryota, Dinophyceae, Suessiales, Symbiodiniaceae. The record is from the annotation of a GenBank genome assembly.